CCGUCGCGAUCGUCAUCAUUGAAGUGCGCCCUCUUCUAAGCCUCUUCUGCGCGUCGAACGAGCCGAGAGCCGCCGACUUGGUGCCUUCUCGUCGUCGUCGGGUUCCACCGAUGCGCGUUGCGAUGCUGAUGCUGAUGUUGUGGGGUUGAAGAUCGCGGCUCGCAGACUUAACUCUUCCUUUCAUUUCGAUUUGCGGGCUCAUUCCGAUGCUAGCCGUAGGAAAGUGCAGUCGAUUCGCGCCAAAACGUCCCACAACAGCAACCGCACGUUGUUGGUGGACACCGUUCCACAUCCAUCCGAUCAUUCCGUCCGUCCGUCCGUUCGUUCCGUUCCGUUCGUGCUCUUCGUGUGCCGUGCCGUGCCGAGUGUUCUGGCCCUUGGGUCUGGGGUCCCAGUCAGUCAGUUAGUCAGUCACCGGGCCAGUAGUGUGGCGCAAUCCGGCAACACAAUCGGUCCGCAGGGCAAUCAUUCUCCAUUUAUCAGCAUCAACGGUGAGGUGAGGAUCUAUUCAUUAGGGAUUCAAGUUUUCAUAAAUGUGAAACAGUUUCCAAUACAGUUGAUGACUAGAGAGAUCGCAGUUAGUGAAGUGAUUUAACGGGAAGAUAAUUCGACAAAAAUAGUGUGGCAGCAUAUAAUAGUGUAAUAUUAGAAGCCUUGCCAAAACGCUGACUAACAGGAAGUGGCGAAACCCCUAAGGUGGGUGCACGGUGAAUGUGUUGAAUCAACGGAAACGAAGAGUACAUUUUUCGAAGUACAUCGGAAAUCCAGCAACGAGGACGACCGCAGCUAUGGCGACGUCAGCGAAAAUUUUAAUUUUAUCAGCACUUAUCCUAACGACAGCAAUUAUCAGCAACGAUGGUCAGUUCCUGUCCGGACCGCGCUACAGUUUGGACAACAUGCCCAAAACCAGCUUCACCUGCCGGGACAAAAUCCUCGGCGGGUACUAUGCCGAUUCAGAGACCCAGUGUCAGAUGUUCCACGUGUGCGUCAAAGUGUCCGGAAUUGGCGUGCAAGACUUCAGAUUCCUUUGCCCCAAUGGUACGGCUUUCGAUCAGGAAGCUCAAAUCUGUGCCGAUUGGGGCGAUGUCGACUGUGAAGCAGCCACGCUCUACUACGGCAGCGAUAACUUCGACCUGUACCGGCUGGGAUCCGGCUUCGAGAGCAAGCGGGCCCCGUUCGCCGAAGAGGAGGAAGCCACCUUCCAUCUGCAGCGGGCGGAAACUAAUGACGCGAGGCGCAGCAAACAGUACAUUGUGAACCAAAGCUCAAAGCCUCAGCAACCCCCUGCAGUAGCACAAAAUCCCAAUCAAAUCCCUUCGGUGCACAGGCCCCAGCAUCAUCGACAGCCAGUGGUCCACACGACAACGACCACCACGACGACCACAACCACUCCACAGCCGUUCACAACGACGACGGAAGCCUACUACAACAGCAAGGCUAACAAUCAGUACCAAAAGCAGAUCCAACAGAAGCAUCUGCAACACAAACAGCAACAGCUGAUCUUCAACCAGCAACAGCAGAUUCAACAACAACAGUAUCGGCAACUGACAGCUCAAGCAGCUACGGCUACGCCAGCCGAUCUGCGGCGGAACGAAGAAAUUCGCUCAACUACACCGACAAGCUUUGCCAACAUUCAGCCAGCUCAACAGCAGCAACGAAAUUAUCAGCAACAAAAUUAUCAACAACAACAGCAAAGUCAUCAGCAACCACAAAACCAUCAACAACCGAAUCAUCAGCAACAAUUAAACCAACAACAGCAACAAAACCAUCAACAGCAACAACAAAACCAUCAUCAACAGCAAAACCAUCACCAACAACAAAACAAUCAGCAGCCACAAAAACAUCAUCAACAACAAAAUCAUCAGCAGCAACAUCAACAGCAGCAGCGCAACGAUUACAACAAUGACGAAAUCUUCCGAGGAUCCCACAGUUCCCACUUCUUCAACAAUCGUAACAACGGAAAGGAAGAUUUCGAAGAUGACUACGUUCGCAAGCCUGCACACACCAGCACUGCUGCACCGGUAACAACUUCGACGACACCUAGCAGAGCUCAAACACGUGGACGCAAUCGUGGCAGAGGAAGCGUACGGGCCCAUAACCUCAACAUUGUGCGUAACGAUGUCAAGCCAACUCCGGCCAGACAACAAACUAGACUACAAGCAACCACCCCUGAAGACUUCGUAGAUGUACCAAAGAUUCCGAACUACAACCGUGGAUCCAACAGCAAUUUCCGCCAACAACCGACAACCAUCCUCCAACCUCAGAACAACACUCAGGUCAACUUCAAAGAACCUCCAGCAUCAACCCCUGCACCGUUCUCUCGAGGACAACGUCCUACUCAGAACGCCGCCACUAACCGAAACAGUAACACUUUCUUCCAGCCACAGCAAGCCAAUACCACUCCGGCUCGCACUCCACUUAUUCAGCAAUAUCAAACAACUACGGCAUUCCCACAACAGCAACAACAACAACAACAACGAUUCCCAUCCAGCACUCCUGCUCCAUCCAACUUCCGGGUCGUUGCAUCUACUCCAGCUAGUCGUAUUAACGAGCAGUUAGGAAACUUCAACAACCAACCACAAUCGUUCCAAGGAAACGUCCAAAACCCAUCCUCGUCAACUCCACUUCCCAACCUUAACUUCCAAUAUUACAACCGCAAUCCAAGCAAUGACUACCGCACAACCACUACCACAACCACGACCACCACAGUUGCACCUCCCCAGCAGAACUUCAACGCCCGCGUAACUCAAGCUCCACAAUUCUUCAACAAUGGAGCUACUGAGCGUACCGAACAGUUCACCACAACUCAGGAACCCCAGCGCACACGUGCUCAAGCUCGCAUCUACAACGUAGACCCCGGUCGUCUCAGUCAAUUCAACUACAACGAAUACCAAGGCAGUCGAACUAGCACCACCACCAGUACGACCGCGGCUCCCAGCACCCCGUCAGCGUUCGACAGCAUUAAACCAUCCACGUACAACCCUCUUAGUUAUCGUCCGCAACCCCAACAACAACACAUCCGGCAGCAUCCCCAAUCCCUCCAACAGAAUCCCUUCGAUCCCCGAACCACGGCCGCGACACCCGUCUCUACCACGACAACUCUGCGUCCAAUUACCAACGAACGCUACCAAACCAUCUCCCGUAGCAGCAGUGACAACCACACGCCUUCAUCCAUCAAAAAGUUCUCCACUCUUGUCCCCAAAGACCAGUACAACCCCACGACCUUCAAACCCAACGCCCUCAGCAAGAAGGCACUUCUUCAGUUUGCCAUUCAAAAACCCGAAAAACCUCAGGAGAAGUUCAACCCUGCUCCACCCCGCAGCACUAUCUACGUCCCAACGGUUCCACCAGUAACGUCCACCACUACUUUCACCCCUACCACCACGUCCACCACCUUCGCUCCUCCCACCCAACGGAAACAGCAACUGAACUACUUCCAACAACCCCAGCAACGUCCGGUCCCUAGCCCCACAACCACACCCUCGACCACAACCACCGAUGUCGACGAAGACGACGGUCAGUACCACCCGGAGCUCUACGAGAAGGACUUCUACCGCAACCGCGUCAAGGCCAAAUUCAACCAGGAACGCAAGCAAUCCCACGAUCCGCUAACCUCGUCCCGUAACAACUUCUUCCAGCAGUCCACCCCUGUGUCCCAGUCCCUCUCGUCCAGCGACGAGGACGAAAUCUUCCGAACUGCCCAUUCCCAGAACAUUGCCGCCAGCGGUAACGACCUCAUUCUCGAGCGAGCCCGACAAGCCGCUGCCAAGAUCAACGAAUUCCUAUCGUCCUCGUCGGUAAAGCCGACCGUCCCGGCCGCCCCACCCACCAAGAAAUCCUCCCAAUCUGCCAUCAACUCCGCCAGCAGUAGCCGGGUUAGCCCGAGGCCGUUCUCCAAGGCUCCUACGAUCCCACCGAAUGCCACCAGCACCAAGAGACCGUCCGACGACAAGGACGAGUACGACUACGCCUACUACGAUACCGGCAGCCCCGACGUUCCCGAGUACGACAUCAUCGAAGACUUUGGCCGAACGGCCCGGAAGUCGGCCAAGAAGGCCAACUAAGCGAAUCGGUAGUGCGCUAGAGCCGGCGAGAACUGUGUGCGAGCGCGCAGAUGUAUAGAUUUUAAAUUAAUUUAAACUAAUAUCUUUUACGUUCUCGUUCGAAGUAUGGAACGCGGCGGAAAAAGAGACAAACGAGAAAGAAAGAUGCGAUUUCCUUGUUUUGGCGAGCGUGAGAUGCGAUUCGCGAGCGCCUCCGGAGUUGCAAAAACAGAAGAAACACUGCCAUUAUUGUGAUUAUCAUUUUGUUGACUUUUUUUUUUGGUCGGUAAAUCAUGUCCGACACAGUUGUCCGGUGAUAAGACGAAAAAACCAUUUGAGUUAUGGUUGGAAUAUACGUCCAAUCGUUUUCUUUGUUCAUGAUAGUCUGCCGAACAAGGGAAAAGACUGGGCCGGAUUGGGCGGGCGGCGAAACGAAGCCAGUAUUCAUCAGAUGAUAUUUUUUUAGCUAUUGUAGUUACCAUUUCCCUUAUCGUCCGUACGAAAUCAGCUAUCAUCCGCGUCAAUCUGCGUAGAAGAGCUUCAUUAAAUUAUUACGUUUAGACAGAGCCUACUUGUUGCUCUUGGUAGGCAAUUAUCUAUACACCGUUUCUAUCGAGAUGCACUGUACAAUUAUUAUGCCCUUUAUUUUCCUCAUCUGUCCUACUGAAUCAAUCGAAAACAGUUGUAAAUAUAUGUUUCAAAUGAAAGCGAAGUGUACGACAUAAGACAAAAUAAAGAAAACCACGAUUAAUAAAGAA
Aedes albopictus (Asian tiger mosquito) is the source of this 4801-nucleotide messenger RNA. Its product is annotated as mucin-2. The record is from RefSeq and is a predicted model, not a curated record. Bases 789 to 4064 code for a protein of 1091 amino acids. Lineage: Eukaryota; Metazoa; Arthropoda; Insecta; Diptera; Culicidae. The transcript has 6 exons. Gene Ontology annotation, molecular function: chitin binding. Gene Ontology annotation, cellular component: extracellular region.